GCCUCCGCACGCAGGAUACAUCCCGCAGCCUCGCAUCGGUACGGCCUGCGGGGUCGCGUGGCUCGCUUUGCUGCCGCUGGGGCCGGCAUGCCAACGCUGCAUGUGGGUCUCGUUGGCUAUGGCCUGGUGGGGCAAGAGCUGGUCGGACAGAUGUGUGCAGCAGCACCCAAGCUGGAGAAAGAGAUCGGGGUGCGCAUCGAAAUUGCCGCGGUGUCCCGUUCCCGCACCAUGGCGCUUCUGCCGGCUGGCACCGCGAGCUUUACAGAGUGGCCGGAAAGUCAGGAGGAGGCGGCAGACUUGAAGAAGCUAGGCCAGCAUGUGGUGGACUUGGCCGCAGCAAGUGGUGGUCGUGCGUUGAUUGUGGACAACACAGCCUCCGAUGCCCCUGCCGAGCUCUACGAGGCAUGGCUGUUGGCCGGUGCGGAUGUCGCAACGCCCAACAAGCGAGCGGGGAGUGGGCCGAUGCCACGCUACGAGAAGAUCAUGGAGGCGUCUCGCAAGAGCGGCGCCCGCUUCCUGUACGAAGCCACGGUCGGUGCCGGGCUCCCCGUUGUGGGCCCGCUUCAGGCGUUGCUCAGAGCGGGCGACGAGGUUGACACCGUUGAGGGCAUCUUCAGUGGCACCCUGUCCUACAUCUUCAACACCUGGAAGCCCGGCGUGAAGUUCUCUGAAGUGGUGAAGGAAGCGAAGGACAAGGGCUUCACCGAGCCCGAUCCCCGAGAUGACCUGGGAGGAACCGACGUUCAGCGCAAGGUGACCAUCCUUGCACGCGAGAUCGGCUUGAAGAUCGAGCUC
Messenger RNA from Symbiodinium necroappetens, 795 nucleotides. Lineage: Eukaryota; Dinophyceae; Suessiales; Symbiodiniaceae. The record is from the annotation of a GenBank genome assembly.